AUGUUUGUAAAAUUCGACCUGGUCAAGGGGCCAUUGGUUACGAAGCUCCCAAUCUCAGCUACCGUAUACGAGCUAAAGGCUGAGCUUCAGAGCCUUCUCAAUAUUGAGCCGGAAACAUUGGAGAUUUCUGCAUCUGAUUGGCGGAUCCGCCAGCCAUCCACUAUUGAUUGCAAGCGAGGUAUUAAACGAAAAGCCCAAGGACAUGAAAUAACCAUAGAGACUAAACGGAUCAAAUAUGUUCUCGAAUCCAGUGAGGAGAGUCUAGAAAACCACUCGUAUGGAGAUAUGCAGGAGGCAUGCGAUAUGGGAGGCUGCGGAAUAAAGUCCCGACCACGCCCGGUUAAACAUGAAAUCGAAAUGGAACCUGAUGUUAUAAAUGGUCAGCGGCCUUCGUACGUUAACAUUCUCCCAGAGAACAGGCCGUUUGUCGUGGUUAUAUCUUCCUCAGAAUGUGAGAAAAACUUUUGCGACCUGUUGGAAGAGUUCUUUGGAAUUUUUAAGGAUUUCAGAAAUGUUCGCUGUUUGGAUUUCAAUGAGGUGACUCCAGACACUGAGUACAAUGGGCGGCAGUACAUUGCAGCGGCCAAUGAGGAUACGAUGGACUGGGUGGCGGGCAACGUUUGCUCCAUGGAGACAUAUCAGGCCACCAGUCUCAUAGACUUCCUACACCUGACACCGGCCAGAGUUACAUGGCCAAAGGUCGAGAAGUGUUUCCAAGCAAUUUUCGAGCUUCUGGAACAGCAGAAUGCUGAUAUUACGACGGAGAAGUGGGCCGUGGUGAGCCGCAAAGAUGCAGCCCCCAUAGUGACAGAUAUUUGUCCAAAUGAACAGCUUGAGAUCUGGAUGGAUGCAGAGAGUGUGGACAUCAUCAAGGAAAGAUGCAACAGCCUCAAAUUUUGUUUUUGGAUUAUCAAAUUUGAGUUUUGCAAUUAG
This is a messenger RNA of Drosophila willistoni, 933 nucleotides long. RefSeq lists its product as uncharacterized. Lineage: Eukaryota; Metazoa; Arthropoda; Insecta; Diptera; Drosophilidae. The record is from RefSeq and is a predicted model, not a curated record. The coding region runs from base 1 to 933 and encodes 310 amino acids. The transcript has 4 exons.